AGAGCAGCCAAUCAGUGCCCCGCAGGUCCUAUCAUGAAGAUUUAUUUCUCCGCCCAGUCUAAGUCAACAACCCUUGACUGGAAGUACAGCGCCAUGGGGGCCCGCACCAUCCUCCUUCUGCUGUCGGGGGUGCUGUCCCUGACCCAGACAUGGGCGGGCCCCCACUCCUUGAAGUAUUUCGUCACCUCCCUGUCUCGGCCCGGCGAGGAGCCCUGGUACCUGGAAGUCGGCUACGUGGACGACACGCAGUUCGUGCGGUUCGACAGCGACGCGGAGCAGCCGCGAAUGGAGCCGCGGGAGCCCUGGAUGGAGGCGGUGGGGCGGGAGGACCCGGGGUACUGGGAGCGGGAGACGCAGGCCGCCAAGGAAAACGCACUGACUUUCCGAGUGGGCCUGAACACCCUGCGCGGCUACUACAACCAGAGCGCGGGCGGGACUCACACUUUCCAGUGGAUGUACGGCUGCGACGUGGGGCCCGACGGCCGCCUCCUCCACGGGUAUGAACAGUACAGCUACGACGGCGCCGACUACAUCGCCCUGAACGACGACCUGCGCUCCUGGACCGCGGCAGACACGGCGGCUCAGAUCACCAAGAGCAAGUCAGAGGUUUCAAGUGAUACUGAACUCAGCAGAGCCUACCUGGAGAGCAUCUGUGUGCCAUGGCUGCACAAGUACCUGCAGAUGGGGAAGGAGACACUGCUGCGCGCAGAUCCCCCAGAGACACGCGUAACUCGCCACCCCAACGCUGAGGGUGAAGUUACCCUGAGGUGCUGGGCCCUGGGCUUCUACCCUGCGGAGAUCAGCUUGACCUGGCUGCGAGAUGGGGAGGAUAUGACCCAGGAGAUGGAGUUUGUGGAAACCAGGCCUGGAGGAGAUGGAAGCUUCCAGAAGUGGGCAGCUGUGCGGGUGCCUUCUGGACAGGAGCAGAGAUACACCUGUCGGGUGCAGCAUGAGGGGCUGCCUGAGCCCCGCACCCUGACAUGGGAGCCAACCUCUCAGUCCUCUGCCCUCAUCAUUGGCAUCGUGGUAGCUGUUGUUGUUCUUCUCUGUGUCCUUGGAGCUGUGGUGGGCGCUGUGGUGUGGAGCAAGCAGCAGUCAGGAGGAAAAGGAGGGAUCUACAAACCAGCUGCAAACACUGACAGUGCCCAGGGAUCUGAUGCAUCUUUUCCACUGCACAAAGUGUGAGGCAGCUGUCUUCCAUGGGACUGAAUUGAUGGAGGACUUCUUCAUACCCCUGCUUUGUGACAUGAAAAUCCACUGAUUCUCUUUCUGCUAAGGGCAUCUCAAAAUGUCCGUAUUCCUUUAACAUCGAGUGAGGCUGUGGGGAGAGUGAGCCACCUUACCCACCCUCCAGCACCCCUUUCCCCAGCUGACCUGUGUUCUCUUCCCUGACCACUUUCCUGCUCCCGGGGAGGUGGGUCUGCUAUGUUCUAUCCUUGUUUGCUUGCUAAUUUCCAAUUAAGAAUGGCACAUAAAAAUGAGAAUACAGGUUUGAAUUUGUUCUUUCCUUUAUUUCAGGGAGGGCUGUAACUGAAUUGGCUAUUUUCUACUUUUGUUUUGUGGGGCCCAUGACUGAAUACAGAAGUAUAUUCCUAAAAUUUGAGAGAAAAAAUAAAUGGAAGCACCAGAAGUUUCCAAAAUUUC
Messenger RNA from Erinaceus europaeus (western European hedgehog), 1644 nucleotides. RefSeq names its product saoe class I histocompatibility antigen, A alpha chain-like. Bases 34 to 1185 code for a protein of 383 amino acids. The record is from RefSeq and is a predicted model, not a curated record. The transcript has 8 exons. Gene Ontology annotation, molecular function: peptide antigen binding; signaling receptor binding. NCBI's taxonomy places the organism in Eukaryota, Metazoa, Chordata, Mammalia, Eulipotyphla, Erinaceidae. Gene Ontology annotation, biological process: antigen processing and presentation of endogenous peptide antigen via MHC class Ib; antigen processing and presentation of endogenous peptide antigen via MHC class I via ER pathway, TAP-independent; immune response. Gene Ontology annotation, cellular component: external side of plasma membrane.